AAUUACAAAAAAAGAGUGAUACAACAGAGAAUUACUGCACCAAAAGUUGCAAAUGUUACAGAUGUAAAAGUUGCAGCAGAUUUGGGGUCGAAAUGCCUGGUGUGGUGUGUGUAGGCGGCGAUGUCACCGCCGACGGUGAAGCCGGGACUCGUUCAACUCGACCCAUGUGCUCCUAGAUGCAAGCCUAAUAUGAAAACACCACCGUAUAAUUUUUAAAAGAAGACGUAUGAGGUAGCGGGAAAAAGUAACGUGAAAAUGCUUGGAUAUGCGUGGGCUAGAUUCAACAUAUUCUUUUACUAAUCUACUCCUGGUAAGCAAUAGGCAUUUUUUUUUUUUUUUUGACAAAGUAAGCCAUAGGCAUUUAAUAAUGAUAUAAAUGGGAAAACGCCGACAAAGAAGCAGGAAACAAAUUGUAUCAGUACAAAGUGCAUCAGAUAGAAAUCUUAAUUGUUUUCCAUCAUUUUGAACUAAUGGCUUUUGUGUUAUGGCAAACGUUGAAAGAAUCAAUCACAGCAUCCGCAGAACUCUCAGCUGUGACUUUGCUUAAAUCUCUAACUUUGGGACUUGCCUUGUUCUAUGCUAUUUGGGUGAUGUUUGGGCUCUCUGCUCACCCACAGCAGCAAGUCUCAGUGGUGGAAGACAAGAGUGAAGUUACAGUGGAUACUACAACUAGUCAAUUAGCAACUGUCACUUCAUCCCCUUUAUGGGAUGUCUUUUUGAGUUUUCGUGGCCAAGACACUCGCGGAAAUUUCAUUUCACAUCUUUACCAUGCUUUGGAUCAGGCCGGGAUCAGAACCUUCAAAGACGAUCCUGCACUGGAAAAGGGUGAAGAAAUUUCAUCAGCUCUGCGUCAAGCAAUCAGAAAUUCUAAAAUGUUUCUACUUGUUAUCUCAACGAACUAUGCUGAUUCGUCAUGGUGCCUUGAUGAGCUUGUAGAGAUCCUGAGUUGCAAGAGAACAAAGAAUCAGGUUAUUCCAGUAUUUUACCAUGUGAAUCCAUCAGAUCUACGACACCACAAAGGGAGUUUUGGCGUAGCUCUUAAAAAGCAUGAGAAGCGUCACUCUGUUGAUAGGAUUCACAAGUGGAAAUCCGCGCUUACUGAAAUCGCAGCUCUGUCAGGAUACCAUUUGGAAGACGGAAAAGAGAGUGAAGCAGAUACAAUUCAAAAUAUUGUUGAUAAUGUAUUGUCACAAGCAUCCACAAAGGUCGUACACCUUGAAAGAGGUCUAUUUGGGAUAGAUCGUGCUGUUGAAGAGAUAUAUAGACAACUAAGCAUAGAGUCAAGUGAUGUUCGUGCCCUUGGAAUAUGUGGGAUGGGUGGAAUUGGGAAAACAACUAUAGCCAAGGCUUUCUACAAUAACUACGCCCACGAAUUUGAUGUAAGUUGUUUUAUGGAAAAUAUGAAACAGAAUUCACAAGAAGCUAGUCCUCUACUUUCUUCACUUCAACAACUCUUGAAAGAGCUUCUCAGAGCUAAGGAUUUUAAGGUCCGUGAUUUUGGAAGUGCACUACGAAAAUUGAGAGAGAUUCUAAGUUCUAACAAAGCUCUCAUUGUUUUUGAUGAUUUGGACCAGCCAAAUUAUUCGGAAUUCGUAGUGGAGAUUUGCAAGCUGUUGUCCGAUGGUAGCAGAAUGAUAAUUACGGCAAGAGAUUUAAACCUGCCAAAUCAACUGAAAGUUGAAAUGUCAAAUGUAGGGAUAUAUAUGGUGAAGCAUCUGAAUCAAACUGGAGCUCUUUAGCUAUCAUGCUUUUAAAGUAUCAAAGCCUCCUGGGAAAUACUUAGCUCUAUCUGAAAGUUUUGUUACUUAUGCGGGAGGCCUUCCACUAGCUCUAAAGGUGUUGGGUUCAUCUUUGUGUGGUAGGACAAAUGUGUUAUUUUGGAAAGUUAAGUUGGAAAAAGUUCAAAAAAUUCCAAUGGAAAAUAUCCAAAGGAUCCUACAACUGAGUUACGAUGAGUUAGAAGAUGACACACAGAGGGCUAUUUUCCUUGAUAUUUUAUUCUUCUUCCUCGAAAAGAACAUAGAUGAACCUAUUGAUGUAUUUAAAUCAUGUGAUUUUUUUCCGGAGGCUGGGAUACCAAUUCUAGUUGAAAGAUGUCUACUAACCAUUGAUUCCAAUAAUAGGUUUCAAAUGCAUAAUCUUAUACAAGAUAUGGGAAGGAAUGUCAUUCGUGAAGAAUCUAAACAUGCCCGGUUCAGGGUCUUGCACUUGGAUCACGAAGAAGCUUCUCAGGCUUUGCCAAAUACAUGGGAAAUGGAUAAAAUUGAAGGCCUCAUUAUAGAUGGUA
Molecule: messenger RNA, 2287 nt
Organism: Daucus carota subsp. sativus
Lineage: Eukaryota; Viridiplantae; Streptophyta; Magnoliopsida; Apiales; Apiaceae
Product: disease resistance protein RUN1-like
Exons: 3
Coding region: 471-1739 (422 amino acids)
Biological process (GO): defense response; signal transduction
Molecular function (GO): ADP binding
Source: RefSeq, a predicted model, not a curated record